Xyrauchen texanus (razorback sucker) is the source of this 3897-nucleotide messenger RNA. RefSeq names its product protein FAM214B-like. Lineage: Eukaryota; Metazoa; Chordata; Actinopteri; Cypriniformes; Catostomidae. The record is from RefSeq and is a predicted model, not a curated record. The transcript has 11 exons. Bases 1062 to 2888 code for a protein of 608 amino acids.
GGCGAGGGGUUUGGACAGACAGCCAAGCAGAAAAUAGAAAAAGGCCCAUUGGCAGAGGUGGCUAUAGGACGUGGAAGGAAAAGAAAGACCAUCAAAAUAGCUUUGUCGGCAUUUGGAAAGCAGAAUCACACAGCUAGCAAUUUAUAUGCUCAUAGGCCAAAUAUAUGUUGGUUACAUAGUGGGAUUUCAACGCAGAUAGUUUGUCGUCGAUUAGACAGAAGAUACGGAGCUUCUGCCAGCUGUCUAAAAUAAGAUUAAACUCUUUCUCCAGAUAGGAUGGCAAUGUUAGUUUGCUGACUGCUACAGUCCUUGUCAUUGCCGUCGUUCCUGUCGUUGCUGCUGUGGGGGAGGAACAGAAAGAAAGGGCCUGUGCUCCCUCAUUCCAUGCAAGUAACCUUUCAACUCCUCGCAGUCUCGAAACAAAAACAACCAAGUCUGGAGAGCACCGACAAAGAGGACGGAGAAGCAGGCGAGGAGGAAAGAGCAAGAGUUCUUAGAAAGGUUGUGUCUCUGGAAUGCCUGGCUCAGAAUGCAGCCACUGAGCAGUUCACUCCUUUCAGGAGCCAAGGGGAGCCGUGAUUGGCCACUGGACUUAUCUGGGUGGAGUUGUAGAAGGGAUUUUACCUAUUCAUUUGCACUUUCUGUAAGGCCCCUCCUACCUCACUGAUGCUCCGCCCUUGGCCCCUGUUCGCUGCCUGUGUGUCUGGGAAUGCAGUUUUUGCAUCGGAGGGGCAGUGCUGGAGAUGGCCAAUCUCAGGGGCUAAGGUUAGGGUUUAAGGGUCAACACAAUUCAAAAGCUUCAGGAGUGGAUGUGGCAGGGCCUAUGGCCAAGCUCCAGGCACCAACAGGCAUAAGCAGUCUGCACAAUGGAAAUCGGCUUGUGCUGACUUCACAACUGACCCCUGGAAUAUAGAGCUUUGCAUCUAUGAGACGGGAAGCUUAUUUUCAAUUUUAAAGCUUUGUUGCACUUGUUCAGACAUUCUAGAACUCUCUAGAGCUUUUGUUUGUAUUACUUAACACAGCACAACUUCCCCUAAAACAAUCAACCAUUUCAAGUCACUAUGCGUCACAUCCAUGUAGAACUGGCUCGUAAAGAGCCAGCCAUUGAGCUUCCAGCCCAGGAUGGAGAUUUACAGAUGCCUAGUACUCAGAACGAGAGCCCUGAACCAGCUCUAAGGCGAGUAGUUUCCAGGCCUUUUGGAGAAGAAGAGAUCAGGCUGCAGAAAGUCUACCAACUAUCCAUCCUCUCCCAGAGAGGUGGUUUUGGGGAAAAUCAAGAUACACCACGACCUAUCAGAGUAGGUAUGAAGCGUGGCCUGGAGGGACCACUGGUCCCUGUUGCACACAAGCGUCUUUUUCAAGAGGAGGCGGAUGAUGAUGAUGAUGAGUUCGAUGGGGAGGUGCUUUGUGGAUCUGGGGUGGAACCAUUUUUUUCUAGCUCAAUCCUUGAGCACAGAGACUCAGAAAUCCCUAGGUCACCCCCCCUUUCCCCUUCACACCCUCCCAUUCCUGGUCGCCGACCGGCCCAGCACAACCAUGACAGGCCCAUCCCUGAUGCAUUUGCCCCACUCUCCCCAAAAUCUCCCCCUAUGGUGGACCCCCUGGGGACUCACUCUGCCUGGGGCCACUGUGAGGGGAGCCCACCCACCCUCACUCCAAGGGCCGAGACCUCCACAGCUGGGAAACUCCCAGCUGGUUCCAUCGAAGGGCCACGGGAUGAGGGCCGUAAUAACUGUAAUCUCUCUCUGGAGGUCAAGGGAACUUUGUGCACCACGGAGGUCAGUUGGGCACCUGUCCCGUUUUCAACACCAGCUGAAGCUCUCGAGUGGGGGACCAAUUUUGAAUACUCUCCUCCACCGUCAGAAACCAAGACUGCCUCCUCCAACGGACUGAGCUCUCUUGAGAAAACUCCAGUGGAAGCAAAUAGUCUAACAGGGUCAUCCAGUUCUUGCCCAGUAAAAAAGAGACUUCUCUCCUCCAGCGAUACAGGAGAAUCCUGCUCAGAAGAUGAGGGCCCAUCCACCUCAAAACGCAGCCGACUGGCACUGUUGGCACCAGGGCUUGGAUUAGCAUCCUGUCGCAGCACUGACGCCAAGGGCGCACCCUUCUGGAACCAUCUACUACCAUCAGCAAGAGAGCACACCAAGACUGCUACAGACUGUUCACGUGCAGGGAGAAGGCUCAAAGCUGGCAGCCGUCUCAAAAUUCGACAGCUGCGCAGUGGACGCAGAACAGAGACCAGUCGCUCCUGUGGUUCAGUCUCCUCUUUAUCAUCCAUUAGCAGACCUCUUCUUGGCAAUUUUGAGGAAUCAAUUCUAAAGGGUCGCUUCUCUCCAUCUGGGCGGAUAGAGGGCUUCACUGCAGAGAUCGGGGCUAGUGGCUCCUAUUGCCCACAACAUGCCACCUUACCUGUGCAAGUCACUUACUAUGACACAUCAGAGCACAGUGCCCCUUCCCCCUUCUUGGGGGUAAUCUUGCUAGAGCCACUUGGGAAAAAAGGAUACAGUGUACCUAAAGCAGGGACCAUUCAAGUGACCUUAUUCAACCCCAAUAAGACUGUGGUUAAGAUGUUUUUGGUGACUUAUAAUUUUGGGGACAUGCCCGUUAAUCACAUGACCUUCUUGCGCCAUCGUAUCUUCCUGGUGCCUGUGGAGGAGACAGAGGGGUCAGGGGAGGGGCAGCAGGGCUCCUUGUCUGACAGGAAGAAGAUUCUCUGCUACUUGAUACACCUCAGAUUCCAGAGUUCCAAAUCUGGGAAAAUCUACUUGCACAAUGAUAUCCGGCUGCUAUUCUCCCGCAAGUCCAUCGAGGUGGACGCUGGGAUUCCUUACGAGCUGAAAUCUUUCACCGAGGUGCCAAGAAACCCCAAAUACUCCCCCAGAGUUUGAGAUUGGGACGCACUGCUGCAACUGGGCAGAAGGACUGCAAGAAAAGAAAACCCCAUACACUUGAAAGACUGAUCUCAAACACAUGAAACAAACACACUUACACACUGCAGAUACAUGCAUAUGCAGACAGAUGUAUGUACAUACAGUCCGAUAUCACACCCUAUUUUGGAAGACUCUAGAACUGAGUGUGUAACAUGCAUGCUUUGUGACUAAAUUGAGUUUUCCUUUAGUGCCGUUAAACAGUUAAGCUUUGCCCUUCACUCUGCCUGCACCCAACUUCUGCUCACUGUGGACCCGUUGUAUCCAUGCCCACCAACCUGAUCCAUGCCAAAAUGUUGGUGCCCAGUCAUGUCAUCAAUGGAUAUGGACAUCCUCGAUUGAAAGGACUGAUUGGAUGUACAGAGAGGUGUUAUUGAGAACAGGAAUGUAGGAAAGCAAAGAGGGAAGAGGACUUUGGGCAAAACGAGAAAUUGAUUAUUCAGUUCCACUUUGGAGUUUCAACAAUGGACGCUAUGAGUGACUUGCCCAUUGGAGGUGAUAAGAAAGUUCCAGGAAGGGACCAGCUAAACAAAGGACUGAAAGUCCAUCCAUUCAGUAGAUGCAUUGUGUUUACCACAACAUGGGUUUUAAAGUGGAGAAAAGCCCUCAGGGUUUUGGACAUUUUCUCUUUGGAAGGGCAGCUUGAAGGACACUGUUUCUAUCAGCUAAUUCUGUUAUUGAACAGUUCAAAGCCAGAGAGCAGAAAACAAACUGUAGUAUUCAUGUUCACAAAUGUCUUAAAAAAGCAAUAUGCUGCACAACUAGAGUGAUUUUCUUUUUUGUGGAGGUAGUAUCUCUGAUAGGAUUGAGGGAGAUGAAAAGAAUGCCAAGUGAGUGAUGUAGUCAAAAGGAGAGAGGGAGGGAGAACAUAACAAAAACAAAAGGGAAAGGGAGGGGAUAUGGGGUAUUUAAAAUCAGAAUAUGUUGUUUAUGAAUAUUUUAAAAAUGAUUAAACUCUGCGACUUGCGAG